GGGGAUGAGCCGGAGGGGGAGGGGAAGUGGAGCCAAGGCUGUGCGGGUGGGGAUGAAAAGAUGGGCGAAAGGUACAUGGUUCGGGUCCGAGCUGUGGUGAUGGCCCGAGAUGACUCCAGUGGGGGCUGGCUGCCUGUGGGGGGCGGGGGCCUCAGCCAGGUGAGCGUGUGUCGGGUCCGAGGGGCCAGGCCCGAGGGGGGGGCCCGCCAGGGGCACUUCGUCAUCCACGGGGAGCGCCUCCGGGACCAGAAAACGACCUUGGAGUGUACCCUGAAGCCAGGCUUGGUUUACAACAAGGUGAACCCCAUCUUUCACCACUGGAGCCUGGGCGACUGCAAGUUUGGGCUGACGUUUCAGAGUCCUGCAGAGGCCGAUGAGUUCCAGAAGAGCCUGCUGGCUGCGCUGGCCGCGCUGGGUCGAGGCUCACUUACCCCCUCCUCUUCCUCCUCCUCCUCCUCCCCUUCCCAGGACACCGCAGAGACCCCCUGCCCUCUGACGGAAGCGCUGGAGUCUCUGUCCCAAAGCCUGAGAGAUCAGUACUGCUGCCGCCGCUCCCUCCUUCUCAAGCGCCUGGACGUCACAAUGUCUGCUUUCCACUGGAGCGAUCGGGCAGAGGCCCAAGGAAAGGCCAUGAAGGCAGUGCUGAUCCCCAUUCGAGAGGUUUUGACUGCGGAAUCAGACAUCUCCAUCGCUCAUGUCCUUGCUGCCCGAGCCGACCUGUCUCGUCUUGUCCCAGCCACCAGCGUGGCUGCUCGCAGAGGGACCCGCUGUGCUAUCAACAAGGUGCUUAUGGGCAACGUGCCUGACCGGGGGGGCCGCCCAAAUGAACUGGAGGCCCCCAUGCCCAGCUGGCGGAGCCGAAGAGAAGACGGAGGAGGGCGAAAGACAGGCCGCCAGGGCUGGGGCCGCAAGAAGAAGAAGUAAAGGGGACCGGUGGUUGUGGGGGGGAAUCCUCCAGGAGAUGCUGAUGCUGUUGGACAUCUUUGGGGAGUCUCAGGGUUUCCCUCAGCACCCCAGCCCCCCCACCUCCUGCACCUGAGGCCCCAAAUGUCCUACCCUCAUCUACCAGUCAACGCCAGGAACCGUGUUCUCUGGAAAAUAAAUUUAAUUUAUGACAGUU
This is a messenger RNA of Carlito syrichta (Philippine tarsier), 1120 nucleotides long. Its product is annotated as sprouty-related, EVH1 domain-containing protein 3-like. The record is from RefSeq and is a predicted model, not a curated record. The coding region runs from base 61 to 924 and encodes 287 amino acids. The transcript is spliced from 7 exons. Gene Ontology annotation, cellular component: tRNA-splicing ligase complex. NCBI's taxonomy places the organism in Eukaryota, Metazoa, Chordata, Mammalia, Primates, Tarsiidae.